UUUCUGUACUGAUUAGCUUUCUGCAAGCAUGAAAACUCACAUGAAAAUUUUACUUUUCACCUUAAGCAUUGGUUCGGCCAUUGGAAUCCGCUGCUACCAGUGUUCCUCGCAAACGGAUCCGAAAGGAAUCGACAACUGUGGUGCAUAUAAAGCGUUCAACAAGACGCAAAACAUCGCAAUCGAGUGCAACAGCGAUGAGUCGCACAUGCCCGGAUCUUUCUGCAUGAAGGUGGUACACCAGAGUCCGAGAGGUUUCAUCUGGGAUGGCCGAUGGCGACAGGUAAUCAGGCAGUGCGCGUCCGUAUCGGAGACAGGUGUUACCGGAGUGUGCAACUGGGGUGUGUACGAAAAUGGAGUCUACUGGGAAGAAUGCUACUGCGUCGAGGAUGAAUGCAACAGUGCACCGAAAACACGAGCAACAUCACUAGCCUUAAUGGGCCUUGCCGUAUUACUGUUUGUUGCGAAAAUGAUGUCGUGAGC
Anopheles maculipalpis is the source of this 480-nucleotide messenger RNA. RefSeq lists its product as uncharacterized. Lineage: Eukaryota; Metazoa; Arthropoda; Insecta; Diptera; Culicidae. Bases 29 to 478 code for a protein of 149 amino acids. The transcript is spliced from 3 exons. Gene Ontology annotation, biological process: regulation of synaptic transmission, cholinergic; positive regulation of voltage-gated potassium channel activity; sleep. The record is from RefSeq and is a predicted model, not a curated record.